AUGAACAGUAAGUGUUGCGAAAACAAGAAACCAGGGAAAACAAAAGGGCGGCAAAGGACUGAGUUCAAGCAACUUAAAAGGAAAAACAACUUGCAUGUGACUUUCACGAAGUGCCGGAAUGGUCUCUUCAAGAAAGCAAGCGAGAUUCGCAUUUUGUGUGGUGCAAAAAUCGACAUUAUCUUGAAGGAGUUGGAGAAGGAAAAGAAGCGCGAAAAGGUGACAGAAGAGGCAAAGAAAGCGGGAAAUAAUGGUGGGUUGUGGUGGGAUAUUGAGGCUAUUGAUGGUAUGGGGGUGGAGGGGCUUGAGGCCUAUAUGAAGGCUAUGGAGAACCUGAAGAAUAAUCUGAUGAUGAGGGCUAAUGGCCUGACGAUGGCUAAUGUUAUGGACACUGCUGCCCAUGCUGAUGAUCAUGGUUAUGGCUUUGGCUUUGCUCAUGAUCAAAGGUUUUGGGGCCACAUAGUGAAAAAUAUUAUUUCAAUGCUAGACAUUGUUAGAUGA
Molecule: messenger RNA, 498 nt
Organism: Durio zibethinus
Lineage: Eukaryota; Viridiplantae; Streptophyta; Magnoliopsida; Malvales; Malvaceae
Source: RefSeq, a predicted model, not a curated record